Molecule: messenger RNA, 1104 nt
Organism: Polistes canadensis
Lineage: Eukaryota; Metazoa; Arthropoda; Insecta; Hymenoptera; Vespidae
Gene: eIF4E4
Product: eukaryotic translation initiation factor 4E-1A-like
Exons: 5
Coding region: 71-721 (216 amino acids)
Biological process (GO): translational initiation
Cellular component (GO): cytoplasm; eukaryotic translation initiation factor 4F complex
Molecular function (GO): RNA 7-methylguanosine cap binding; translation initiation factor activity
Source: RefSeq, a predicted model, not a curated record
CUUGUUCGUAUGUGUUUGCACUUAGAUGUAACAUGGCUACAAGUAAUACGGAAGAAAUCAAGGAAGCAGCAUGGUCGCUUGGUUCAUUUCUUACUACCCCUCUUUUACCGAGAUUGAACGGAAGGAGCAAGGAAUAAUAAAUUUUGAUGAAUUUCCACCAGAAGUUUUGAUCAAACAUCCUCUGCAGCAUACUUGGACGCUUUGGUACUAUGAACCAGACAAAAGUAAAUCAUGGGAAGAAAGUCAACGCGAAAUUACUAGUUUUGAUACUGCAGAAGAUUUCUGGAGUCUAUACAAUCACAUAAAGCAUGCAUCAGAGUUAAGACAAGGUUGCGAUUAUAGUAUGUUCAAACAAGGAAUCCGACCAAUGUGGGAAGACGAUGCUAACAAAUUAGGUGGAAGAUGGCUUAUCAAUUUAGAAAAGAAACAAAGAGCUAUGGAUUUAGAUCAUUUUUGGUUAGAAAUUCUUCUGUGCAUGAUCGGAGAAGCAUUCAAUGAAUACUCGGAUGAUGUAUGUGGCGCUGUUGUUAAUGUUAGGAUAAAAGGUGAUAAAAUUGGUGUAUGGACAGCUAACUCCAAUUGUGAAGAUAGCGUUAUGGAAAUAGGACGUAAAUUAAAAGAAAGAUUGAGGAUUACACCAAAAGUAACUAUAGGAUAUCAGGCACAUCAAGAUACUAUGAUCAAGAAAGGAAGUCAAACAAAAAACUCGUAUACGGUCUAAUUAUAAUAUGUCAAGAAUUCUUAACUUCAUUUAAAUUUCAUUGUUAUAUUGAUCAUUGAGUAACAGGUAUUUAACAAAAUUUUCAUUAAUAUUGAUUUAAAUAUCAGUAUAUAUAAUCUAUUUAUCAAUUUGAUUAAAAUGAUGAAAAAAUAUUUUUUGUUUCUUUUUCGUAACUUCAUAUCCGAAAAAUAAUCGAGCGAAAGUUAAAAUAAAUAAAUAUUAAAUGUAACAAAAUAAUAUCAUAUAAAUGUAUAAUACAUAGUUUAGAGGUAGUUUAUGAAAGAUACGCGCAGGCUGCUGUAUUUUUCUACUUUCCACAUUUGUCACUUAAAUACAUAUUAUUUCCAAUUUGCAUGAAAUAAAGCUCGUUUCUAUUAUUAUUU